GUCAAAGAAGCUCUCAAGCUGACAUGGCCAGAUGAGGAGCUCAAGAAGAGGGACGCUGGAAAGCACUCAGCCCUCUUCACCAGUGAGGAGACCGCCAUGAUGGCGGAUGACGACGGGGAGGCCAGCGAGGCCCCCGACAGCUGGGAAGACCCAGAAGAGGAGGCCCAAGAAGCACUGGCAGCCAUGCAGGAUGCUCGAAGGACACUCCGUGAUGCCCGCGAGAAGCAGGCGCAGAUGAGGAGGAAUCGCAAUUUCUUCUCUGGGAAAGGGUCCGGAAAGCAAGGCACUGCAUGGAGAAGCCCCGCUUCGCGACCUCCUCCGAAGUGUUUCAAGUGCGGUGGUCCUCAUUUUCGUCGAGACUGUCCAGAGAAGGGUGGAGCCCCUUCUGGUGAGCAGCAGGUGAAUCUGGUGUUCCUGGCAGAGAAGAUGGAGGCACCGCAGGAGGACACUGGAGCUGUGGAGCCAACUACGGCUACUGAAUUCCUCUUGGCUGCGGAGCAGGAGGAUGAGAUGAGCCUGAUGGCUUUGAGCCAAGUGUUGAGAGAAGGGAAGGCCAUUAUAGAUGGAGGAGCCACCAGCAGUCUAGGCUCCGAAGAUGCCCUGCAGCAAAUCGCGACACUCAACUAG
Molecule: messenger RNA, 627 nt
Organism: Symbiodinium pilosum
Lineage: Eukaryota; Dinophyceae; Suessiales; Symbiodiniaceae
Source: the annotation of a GenBank genome assembly